Molecule: messenger RNA, 510 nt
Organism: Botrytis deweyae
Lineage: Eukaryota; Fungi; Ascomycota; Leotiomycetes; Helotiales; Sclerotiniaceae
Exons: 2
Coding region: 1-510 (169 amino acids)
Source: RefSeq, a predicted model, not a curated record
AUGUCAUCCCUCAUCUUAAAGUGCCUACCACGCACUCUCAUCCGCAAAACCCCUCCUAUUUCUCCGCUACGCACGCCUUUCAGUAAGCAUACGCAACGAACGCUCUUAGCGGGGUUCUGCACACGAACUUCUGUUAGAAAAUCGACUGCUGCACAAUUUCCACAGCGUAUAUCAUUAUGCAAUUCUUCUCCCCCGAAUAGCUUGAAGUCCGGAAGAAGAGACUAUGCGACUGCGACACCUGCAGAUGCAAUAAUCGAAGAUUUGACCGAACAGUAUGGAGUUGCGCGGGAUGAAUUCGAGAUAGCAAGCGAAGAAACCGACAAACAUUCCGUUUACGCCGAAGCCGACCGCGCAGCCGCAGUAGAAGAGUUGCAGAAAUUAAAAGAUAUGUAUACCUCUGCGAUUGAGGGGGAAUAUGGGGAGGAAAUUAAACGACGUGUGGGAUCGAGGGUAAGGGAGUUGGAACAGGGGGUUGCGGCGCUGGAGGCACGAGCGUUGGAGGAUCAUUAG